CAAAACACAAACCUCGUCCCCUGUUUCUCAACUCUCACCUCUUAUUCAAAGCCAAGCUUUCUCUAAAGAAGGAAAAACAGAACAACCACAAUGGCUUUCGAUUACGCUUUCACAGACGAGGAAAUGGAGAUCGACGAGACCGUCGGUUACCCAAGAGCCUAUGCAAGGCUCUGCCGCGAUCGCUGUUCUGGUCCGUACGCUCAUGGACCUCCGUUUACUUUCAUGCCUUACUGUCUCCACGAACACGAGGUUUUGAGAGCAAUGGAUCUAGAACAACUCUUCCCCAUCUUUGACCCGAAAGCAAAACACACUGGAAAGCCGAAGCUUUUUGUUAGUCUCUUGUGGAAGCAGCUCAGCCACCUUGGGAAUGCUGGCUUUGAUCCUGCAGUAAUUCGAGUAGACCCAUAUGGAAAUGUCCUCUACUUUCAUGCUGAUUCGGCUUCUCCUCUCGCUUGGGAUAUAGAUCACUGGUUUCCUUGCUCAAGGGGAGGAUUGACCGUACCAAGCAAUUUAAGGAUAUUGCAGUGGCAAGCCUGCAAGAAGAAGCAUAACAAGCUGGAGUUUCUCAUUCCAUGGUGGGAUUUUCAAUUGGGCGUUUCUGUAAACCAGUUCUUGUCAAUAUUUGCUUCUUCCAACUCAGAUUAUAGGCACAGGGCAUUUUCCUUUUUGUUCUCUGAAGGUGAAAGUGAGGAAUUGAACUCUUCACAGACAGUUGAAUCUCAUUCUUUCCCACAGCACUUUGUUGAAUCCAAAGAGAAACUGGGCCUUGCUCCAGCCGCCAUUGUUGCAUCUCGAAGGGAGUCUUAUGCAUCUUCAACUUCAAUGGCUUUGCUGUCAUUGGAUUAUAAUAGGCUUAGGCCACGUUCUCCAGCAUUGGCUGCAAGAAAAUCCAAGGCUAGUAGUAGCUCGAAAGAAAAUGAAAAUCCAGCUUAUUAUUCAAGCCCAUAUCAAUCCAUUGUCAUGGCUAGAGAUUCCCUGAAACAAAGAGAAGAAACUUCCAAGAUGCAGGCAGAAAUUCAGAAAAUUGAUAAUGAAGUUAGCGAAAUAAGGCGAAAGAAUGAAGAGGAAAAGGUGAACAUUCAGGACUUGGAGUUGGUACUGAUAAAGCGUAGAAGAAGGGCAGAGAAGUGUAGGCGGCUAGCGGAAGCACAGUCUUCAUAUAGGACUAUGCUUGAGAAAAUGAUAAGAGAUGCUAUGCACCAGAGUGUCAUUUAUAAAGAGCAGAUGAGACUAAACCAGGCUGCAUCAACCGCGCUCAUGGCAAGACUUGAAGCUCAAAAGGCCAUCUGUGAUGCAUCUGAGAAAGACCUCCAUAGAAAAUAUAAAGAAAGGGAUGAUCUUGAGAAACAAAUAAGACCAGAAUGGGAGGCACGAAAGAGGUCAAGAAUGAAUGAUGAUGCCUUAAUUGAAGAGAGAGACCAGAAGCCUAUUCUGUAUUUGCCUGAAAUCAAACCAAGAACACCUUUACACAAGGAACUCAGAGUUUUUCUUGAGGAAGAGCAGAAAGCAUCUGAAGCUGGAUUAUCACUGAGUGAAGAGGAAAAGCAAUUUUGUAUAGGAAAGGUACUGAAAAAAUCUGAAAAGAAUUUCUCCAUAGACAAACGUGGGGAACACAGUAAAGCCAUUAUUGUCUUGGAGGAUGACAACAUGACGGGGCCUAAAUUUAGCGCAUCGGAAGAAAACAAAUACCAGAUGCGAUUUCCUACCUCUCAUGAACCAGAAGUUGAGGAAGAUGAGGAGAGCAGAAAACAACGUGGCAAAGGGAAUGUAGAAAAAUGGCUUCAGAUGCUGCUAGAGAAUGCUCAAGAAGACUUGGUUGAGGCUCAACAUCAACUCGAAAACAAAAGAAACAAGACUGAUGAUGACAACAUUAUCACUAAACUAAAUAACAAGUACCCUCAAAUACAGGAAAAGAUUGACCAAGGAAAAGAUGCGGCUGCUGCUGCUGGUGAUAAGAAGGGAAAAGAAAAGAGCUACGAGCAUGAUGUUGAAGUAAGAAGUGUGGUAGAAGGAGGAGCUGAAACCAGCAAGGCUUCUGAAGAAAGAGGAAGGAGUCAGAGUGUUGGAAAGGAAAGGAAGCUUGUGAGGUCUGAUAGUUUCAGGGCAUUUCGUAGAAUCCCAUCAUCUCCAUCCAUUAUUAUCUUGGGUAUGAAAAAAGGUGUGGACUGCUUAGGAAAGAAGCCCAUGGUUAGUGGUGAUGAUGAAGAUUAUGAUGUCACAAGUAGUAAUAGCUUCCUGAAGUCAUCCAUUAAGAGUAUCAAGAAAGCAGUCAAAACAUGAGUUCAGUUGGGUUCCACUUUACAUAUAUUUUCUUCUUCUUAAUCCUAUUAAGAUUGUUACCAUAUUUUUUCAAAUUGUGCUAGACACGGCACAUUUAGUUAAAAAUAACUGUGUGAAGCUAGGUAGUCUAUUUGUUUGUUUGUUUUUUGUCCUUGUUUUGUGUAUAAGAUUUGUUGGGUCAAGUUUGUAAUAACAGCUUGUUGUUUAAUAAAAGAUUACUCUGUUUGUUGCGUUCUGUCA
Messenger RNA from Humulus lupulus (European hop), 2520 nucleotides. RefSeq lists its product as uncharacterized. The coding region runs from base 91 to 2280 and encodes 729 amino acids. NCBI's taxonomy places the organism in Eukaryota, Viridiplantae, Streptophyta, Magnoliopsida, Rosales, Cannabaceae. The record is from RefSeq and is a predicted model, not a curated record. The transcript is spliced from 7 exons.